AUGGACAACUUAACCGAUGAUCUUGAUCCAUUCGAUGUCAGCCAACUAUUUGUAAAACUCCUCAAGGGUAGUUUGUCGGCCUCAAACAUCCACAAAGUCUCUUUGUUUGCCUACCGGUUCCGUGUUCACCAUCUCAUUCUCUUUGAAGACUUGAUUACUGUAAUGGGAGAGUCGACACUAUUGAGUCGGCUGAAUCUAUUCUAUGUCGUAGAUGCCCUCUGCAAACAAAGUAUCAAGUUUCAGUUUACUGGAUAUGUUGAACUCACAAGACUUUACCACAAAAAACUCGUUGAAUGCGUGGUCGAUUGCGUGCGAUCAAAGGAUGGGUCUUUAGCAAGAAAACCUCACCGAGAAGGUGUUGCUAAUGUCGGAAACGUUCGAAAGGUACUAAGCUACUGGCGAGGAAAAGAUAUUAUUGCUGCUGAUCAGUAUGCCCAGUUGGAUGGGUUUUUGUCUAGCUGGAUGGACAAGUCUAUAGACUCCGAAACAAUCUCACAGCAGGCAAAAGAUGCUAUACUAAGGAGAAUGGAAGAAGAUAGGGAAAGGCAAAAAAAAUCUCGCGAGGAAACGUGGCUACGACCUAUUUUGGACACUCUAGAUGGCGCUCCUCCAGAUAUAGAUCCCGAGUUUUUGCAAGCAUGGGGAAAGCCUCAUUCUGUAACCGAGGCAGAUAUUUCUGCAAUGAAGACGUAUCGUGAACGCAUAGACACUUCAGUAGAGGAGAGACUACCUCUUUCGAAACCUGCGUCGCCCAUGUCUAUAAAACCAAUCUCUCAAUCGUCCAAUCAAUCUUAUUUAAAAGAUCAAUCGCGAUCUGUAUACCAAUCACAUACCGACUCUGCGCUCUCUUCGCAAGCAUCUAUCCCAUCACAUGUUCGUCCAAUUCCACAGCAGUUUUAUCAGGGAAUACAACCCACACUUCGACCCGGCCAACCUCUUCCACAGCGCCCUCCAUUUCAACAACAUUCACAAAAACUUCAUCCACAUACUUUAUACAAUCAAUCGCACAGUCCAAUUCGACAUACCAAUGCACUGUUUUACAAUGGUCAAGGUUCAUCUAGUCAUAAUCCUGCUCAUAGCUACACUAAUUCUGGAUCCAUCUCUCGUCGACUAUCUGGAUCUCCACCAAAUAUACCGAAUUCCAUGUAUCCCCCAUCUGUUAUUCCACCAGUACAUGUUACAACGUUCACGUCUGGCGGAUUUCGCCCCAAAAACGGUCAUUUCCCCCAGCUAUCACCUCAGAUCUCAGUGAACAACCUUCAUCCACAUCCACAUCCGCAUCUGCUGCCUUUACAGUCUGCUCAUCAAUCACAACAGCAACGCAUUUUGCUUACACAACAAAAACAGCAUAAUCUACCUAGUAAUUCAUAUUCCAGUAGCAAUUUACAACAUCACCAACGGUUUCAAACACAGCAACAUCCACAUAGUCAACCAUUACAACUACCUGUCCAACCACCUCCACCUCAUCAUCAGCAACUCUACCAAAAUCCUACAACUAUACAAGGCACUUCCCAAAGGCAUUCAUUUCCUACACAAUCCAGUUCAGGAUAUAACAGCUCGUCAUAUACAAAUCCUCGUGAUGACCAACGAAAGUUUUCUCAGCAUACUAACCGGCGCUAA
Molecule: messenger RNA, 1620 nt
Organism: Batrachochytrium dendrobatidis JAM81
Lineage: Eukaryota; Fungi; Chytridiomycota; Chytridiomycetes; Rhizophydiales
Exons: 4
Coding region: 1-1620 (539 amino acids)
Biological process (GO): positive regulation of DNA-templated transcription, elongation; positive regulation of transcription by RNA polymerase I
Cellular component (GO): CTDK-1 complex
Source: RefSeq, a predicted model, not a curated record